AUGUCACCUUUUAGUUGGACGGACUGGAACCCACCAGACGACUAUCUCGCCAACACCGAGAGGAAAACCGUCCUCCUACCCGACGAUACAGUCAUCGCUUCCGCGGCGCCUGACGCGGUUACCACGUUCGCGAAAUCCAAGUUUCAGCGCAACGACGUUACCCCGUACGGAAAAUGGAUUCGCGCGAACAUUCUGGACGGAGUGUACGAGGAGGAUGACCUGGCAAACACCAAGGGGCUGAAGAACGCGAAUGGGCACAUCGUGGAUGCCGCUGAGAUUCUGGACGCCAAGACUGGCAAGAAGAAGGUGGCGUUAGGGAAGGGCAAGGCCAAGAUCAAGACUCCAGCGAUUUUCAGAGGGAAGCUUUUUAUCAUCCAUGGCGUGGAUGCGGUGCAGCCGAGGGAGCAGUAG
Molecule: messenger RNA, 411 nt
Organism: Closterium sp. NIES-65
Lineage: Eukaryota; Viridiplantae; Streptophyta; Zygnematophyceae; Desmidiales; Closteriaceae
Source: the annotation of a GenBank genome assembly